GCAUCAGGUGUGCCUGCUGAUAGAAAGAGGAGAUGAGGAGCGGCAACCAAAUGAAUGACCUCCGGAGCGCUGGACAUGUGAUAAGGGGAAAGCAGGGCUGUGCGGGGUCUAUAACGGUAUGUGUAUGUCAAGAUCAGACAUAAGCUGCUCGACAUUUGCAGAUGUAGCAGGGAUAUCUACUAGUAGGCUAUUAUUCAUCUGGAACUGAAUGCAAAGGAAGAAGACAAUGCCGUUGGACAAGAAACUCCUUUAGUUUCUCUUUGGAUUUACGUAUGAGGGUAAUCCUUGAUUCUGCUGGAACAUGACUGGCAAGAAAGGGAGGCAGUGGAGGUCCAUGUGCAAAGGCCUGAUCCUGGGUACCCUCCUAACCAGCUGCAUGAUCCUGCUUUACUGCCUCUCCACGCCACAGAUCCAUUUCAAUCUGCCCGAGGUUCCAGUGCCUUACUCUUGCGCCCAUCGUCCAUCCCAGCUCCGCCCCAAACCAGCCACAAACAGCACAUCACAAACCACAGGCCAGACCUGCACCCCUAAAGUGGAUAUCAUGUUCAUGAAGACCCACAAAGCAGCCAGCAGCACCUUCCUCAACAUCCUUUUCCGCUUUGGAGAGAAGCACCGGCUUAAAUUUGCCUUCCCUGACAGCAGAAAUGACUUCUUCUAUCCGUCUCUCUUCCAGCGCUCCCAGGUUAAAGACUACAGACCUGGAAUGUGCUUCAAUGUUAUUUGUAAUCACAUGCGCUUCAAUGCGCCUGAGGUGGCCAAGUUGCUACCAAUGGACACCUCCUACAUCACUAUUUUGCGAGACCCAGCAGAGCUCUUUGAGUCAUCCUUCCACUACUUUGGCCGGCUGGUGCCUUUUACCUGGAAGAUACCAGGUGAUGACAAGCUGACUGAGUUUCUACGUGACCCACAUUACUACUUUGACCCAGAGGGCUUCAACUCUUUCUACCUCAAGAAUCUGCUGUUCUUUGACUUUGGACAGGACAACACUCUGGAGCUGGAUGAUCCGCGGGUAGAAGAAGGGAUGAAAUUCAUCAUUGACCGUUUUCAGCUGGUCAUGUUGGUGGAAUACUUUGAGGAAUCACUCAUCCUGCUCAAGGAUGCCCUCUGCUGGGAGAUGGAUGACUUGCUCUUCUUCAAGCUCAACGCCCGCAAGGGAUCCACCGUGUCUAAACUGACCCCUGAACUGAGGGCCAGGGCCCUCAAGUGGAACGCGAUUGACUGGAAGCUAUACCAGCAUUUCAACCAGACUUUUUGGAAGAAAGUAGACGCAUAUGGACGUCGGCGGAUGGCUGAGAAUGUGACAGAGCUCAGGAGAAGGAACGCGGAGAUGGCAUCCAUCUGCAUUGAGGGGGGUCAUGCUGUAGAAGCUGGCAGCAUCCAAGAGACAGCCAUGCAGCCCUGGCAGCCCAUCGGAGAGAAGUCCAUCAUGGGCUAUAACCUGAAGAACAAUGUGGACAAGGCACAUCGGAAGUUGUGCCGUAAGAUGUUGAUGCCAGAGCUUCAGUACUUAACAGAGCUUGGGGUUAAUCUGUGGAUCACCAAGCUGUGGGGCCAUGUACGAGAUAUUAUUAACUGGUGACUAGGAAUGUGAGAAGAGUGGCCAAUUCAACUCUGACAGACUGUAUUAAAAGGAGGAUAAUCUGACUGUGUGGCUGAUGGAGUAAAAUGUUACAGGUGUCUGUCACAUUUCAAAUUGUAUGACUUGUCUCAUUUUGUUAAAAUGUAUCCACACUGACUGACUUUGCAUUUCAAAUGAUUUUGCGCUGUAAUGUAUCUGAUGGGUGCUUGAAAAAAAAUAUUGUAGACCUCACAAUCUACAAAUACUGAACCAGUUCACUGCUCGCAGAUGUGGCCUAGUAUUGUUUUCUCUGUUUGUUCUAGUGGAGUAGAUGAGUAAACAGUGAAGUUCAGUACUAAUUUUAUAAGCCCUUUAAUAGAAUAAAGACAAAAAUGUUGCCAUUCCUGCCAGUUUUUUUAAGGUUGUUUGAAGACAUGGAACGAAUGGUACUUCACUUUGAACUAAAUAUUGUCAAACUUUGUCAAACCCCCAAAAGUUGAAAUAUUUUGGUUCUAACAAAUGGAAACCCCACUAAGGGCUAAAAUACAGGUGUAAAGGUAGCAUAUCAUAAUUUUUUUUAAAAUUGCUGAGCAAAUAGACAGACCUUUCAAAUUAAUGGCAGACAUUUCCACUUGUAGUAACAGGGUCAGAACAGGUGCAACUAAUAACAUUAAUGAUCGCUCAGUUCCAGAGCUUCAGAACUGCUACAACUAAAUCAAAUGUAGCAGUCAUUAUCUGCUUUUCCUGCAGUGACAAGUCAAAAUGUGUGUCAUGGAAAAGGUCUGAUAAAUAAUAUGCAAAGAAAGCAAUUAAUGAGUACACCACUAUGCAAUCAAGAAUAAAAACA
This is a messenger RNA of Micropterus dolomieu (smallmouth bass), 2405 nucleotides long. It is a transcript of the gene gal3st1a, whose product is annotated as galactose-3-O-sulfotransferase 1a. The coding region runs from base 302 to 1579 and encodes 425 amino acids. Gene Ontology annotation, molecular function: galactosylceramide sulfotransferase activity. The record is from RefSeq and is a predicted model, not a curated record. Lineage: Eukaryota; Metazoa; Chordata; Actinopteri; Centrarchiformes; Centrarchidae. Gene Ontology annotation, cellular component: membrane. Gene Ontology annotation, biological process: galactosylceramide biosynthetic process; myelination. The transcript is spliced from 3 exons.